CUCUCUCUCACUGUCUCUCUCUCUUUCUCUCUCUCUCUCUCCCUUCUCCCACCCUUGUUCUCUUUCUGCUCAGCAUGGAAAUCUCUUACCGGUGUCUCACUGACCCUCUACAUCUCCCUAUCUAUCUCUCACACGCUCUCUCGCUCCCUCACUCACUCUCUCUCGCUGUCUUUCUCCUCGUGUCCUGCUUUAUGAGGCAGGGAUCAGCGUUGAGCAUGAGUGAGCGUGUGUGAGCUCUUUCUUUGCUGCAGCAUCCUGAGUCUCUGUAUGGAGGAAAGGAGGAGAGCUCCUGCUACUCUCCCAGCAAAUAGCAAUCUAGGUGGGGGAACAUCGCGGCCAGAGAGCGGGUUCUCUUGAACAGAAACAGUACAGUCCCAGGACAGAACGGACAGACAGGUGACUGGAGAGGAACGAAAGAAGAGCUCAAGAGGAGAGGAGCAUAUUGCUGCCUGUCAGGCUUUUGUGUUGUGAGAAACGAAGGGAGAAAAGAGGGGAGGAUAGGAGGGAGGGGGGCAUACUCCUGAGGUACAGGGAUCCCAGGAGGUUUUGGCAGGGGGGAGAGGGCUCUACAGGAGGGGCGUGUCAAAGCUGAAGAGGAGGGGGUCUUCUCUGCUUAUCAAAGACAAGAAGGACAGAAAGAGAGGGAGAAAAAUGAGUGAAGAGUGAAGGAGAGGUAACGGUUUCGCCUCAGUGUCAGGAGUUGAAGAGGGUCUCGAGGGGGUCGUGCUGAGAAUGAAGAGGGAGAGGGUCUGCUGAGAAAAAGGAGAGUAGAAACAACAAACAGAGGGUAAGGACAAAGGGGUGUGUGAUCACUGAGUGAAGACUUGGUCUCUGAGGAAGAAGAGGAGGAGGAGAGGUCUCUCUCAUUGAGGCGGUCUGGUCGUUUUCCCUGGUGAACUUCAGUCAGUCUACAGGACUCCAUCAUGGCCGUCCAACUCAUGCCCGAAUCAGCUGUCUGUUUGCUUAUGAUGACGGAGGGGCGGCGAUGUCAGGUCCAUCUCCUGGACGACAGGAAGCUAGAGCUCCUCGUACAGCCCAAACUAAUGGCCAAGGACCUGUUGGAUCUGGUGGCCUCCCACUUCAACCUGAAGGAGAAGGAAUAUUUUGGCAUCUCCUACACAGAUGAAACGGGUCAUUUCAGCUGGCUGCAGUUGGACCGAAGGGUUCUAGAACACGAGUUCCCCAAGAAGUCUGGACCCAUCGUACUCUACUUCUGUGUCAGGUUUUACAUAGAGAGUAUUUCCUACCUGAAGGACAAUGCUACUAUUGAACUCUUCUUCCUCAAUGCUAAGUCCUGCAUAUACAAGGAGCUCAUUGAGGUGGACAGUGAGGUGGUUUUUGAGCUGGCCUCCUAUAUCCUACAGGAGGCUAAAGGUGACUUCACCAGUAACGACAUGACGAGGUCAGACCUGAAGAAGCUUCCAGCUCUGCCGACUCAGGCCCUGAAGGAACACCCAUCUCUGGCCUACUGUGAGGACCGGGUGAUAGAACACUACAAGAAGCUCAAUGGACAGUCCAGAGGGCAGGCCAUAGUCAAUUAUAUGAGCAUCGUUGAGUCCCUGCCUACAUAUGGAGUACAUUACUACACUGUUAAGGAUAAACAGGGCAUCCCGUGGUGGCUGGGGCUGAGUUAUAAAGGAAUCUUCCAGUAUGACUACCAGGACAAGGUCAAACCCAGGAAGGUGUUCCAAUGGCGUCAGCUGGAGAACCUCUACUUCAGAGAGAAGAAGUUCUCAGUGGAAGUUCACGACCCCAGGAGUAGGGCGUCGGUGACCAGAAGGACGUUUGGCCACAGUGGUAUAGCUGUCCACACCUGGUACGCCUGCCCUGCUCUCAUUAAGUCUAUCUGGGCCAUGGCCAUCAGCCAACACCAGUUCUACCUUGACCGCAAGCAGAGCAAGUCUAAGAUCCAUGCGGCUCGUAGUCUCAGUGAGAUAGCCAUCGACCUGACAGAGACUGGCACUCUGAAGACAUCUAAACUGGCCAACAUGGGCAGCAAGGGCAAGAUCAUCUGUGGCAGCUCCGGCAGUCUGCUCUCCUCAGGUUCCCAGGAGUCGGACAGUUCUCAGACAGCUAAGAAGGACAUGCUUGCAGCACUAAGGGCAAGACAGGAGGCUCUGGAGGAGACACUCAAACAGAGACUAGAGGAACUCAAGAACAUCUGUAUCAGAGAGGCGGAGUUGACAGGGAAGCUUCCUAAGGAGUAUCCAUUAGAUCCAGGGGAGGAGCCUCCGACGGUCAGGAGGAAGAUUGGCACCGCCAUCAAACUGGACGAACACAAGAUCAAGCUGAAAAGAGAGGAGGAGGAGCUAGAGCGUCUAGAGAGGGAGUUUGCCAUCCAAUCACAGAUCACGGAGGCUGCGAGGCGAUUGGCCGGCGAUCCGCACAUGAGCAGUAAGAAGCUGAAAAAACAGAGGAAGACGUCGUACCUGAACGCACUGAAGAAACUCCAGGAGAUAGAGAACGCCAUCAACGAACACCGUGUCCGCUUUGGGAAGAAACCUACGCAACGCGCUUCGCUUAUCAUAGAGGGUGAGACUACACACAUGCUGAGAGAAUCGCUUAUAAGAACCACAUCGCGUAAUAAACAGGAGGCCAACAUCGGCUCAGAGGACAGCUCUCUGUCGGACGCUCUGGUCCUAGAUGACGAUGACCCCCAGGCGACAGGGACCCCCACCUUCUCUCCGGCAGCGUCCCCACAAAAGGGCCUCCCUCCCCGGCCUCCCUCCCACAGCCGGCCCCCUCCCCCCCAGUCUCUAGAAGGCCUUAGGCACCUGCACUACUCCCGCUCCGAAUACGACAAGUCCCCCAUCAAACCCAAGAUGUGGAGCGAGUCCUCGCUGGACGAACCCUACGAGAGGGUAAAAAAACGCUCCUCACAUACCAGUCACAGGCGGUUCCCCAGCUCUGGUACUUGUGCGGAGGCAGGAGGCAGUAACUCUCUGCAGAGUAGCCCCAUCAGGAGCCUUCCUCACUGGAGCUCCCAGUCCAGCAUGCCCUCUACCCCUGACCUGAGGACCAGGACCCCUCAAUAUGUACACUCCACCAGGUCUGUGGACAUCAGUCCCACCCGUCUGCACAGUCUGGUUCAGCACUUUAGGACCCGCAGCUCCAGCCUGGAAUCUCAGGGCAAGCUGAUGGCGUCCGACCCUGACACACACACUCGCACAGACACCUUGGGAGCCCUGGGCAGCCCAGACUUCUUCCUGGCCCCAGGGACACGCAGCUCCAACGGCUCGGACCCGCUGGAUGACUGUUCGUCCUGUACCUCCCAGAGCAGCUCAGAACACUACUACCCUGGGGUAGCCCCAGGCUCCAAUCCCAACUACUCCACCCUUGGAGAAGACUCCCCCUCCAAAGCCAGGCAAAGACAGAGGCAGAGGCACAGGUCUGCAGGUCACCUUGGUUCCUCUAACUCUGGCUCCAUGCCCAACUUGGCAGCCAAGAAUGGUUCAGGAGGUGGUGGUAUGGGGGGAGCAGGGACUGGGUCAGGGCAGCACGGGGUGUACCUCCACAGCCAGAGCCAGCCCUCAUCCCAGUACCGGAUUAAAGAGUACCCCCUGUACGUAGAGGGCAGCCCCAACCCGGUGGUGGUGCGCAGCCUGGAGAGUGACCAGGAGGGCCACUACAGCGUCAAGGCCCAGUUCAAAACCUCCAGCUCCUACACAGCUGGGGGGCUCUACAAGGAGACCUGGGGGGGCGAGGAGGGGGGAGAGGGGAGCGGCAGACUCACCCCGUCCCGCUCCCAGAUUGUACGGACUCCCUCGCUAGGGCGAGAGGGGGGAGGAGGGGGAGGAGGGGGGAGGGCGGUGGUUUCGGAUGAGCUGAGGUGUUGGUACCAGCGCUCAUCUGGCAGUCUAAAGGAGAGGAGUCACUGUGGCUCCAAUGCGUCGGACAGCGGCUCGUUGCAAGGCACGCUGGGACAUGGACGAGGCAACAGGGUGGGGACGCUCGCCAAGGGAUCGCCAGCAGCGUCCCCUCACAGCCAGAGGAGUGUGACUCCAUCCAGUGAACAGGCCGCCACCCCCACACCCCCCUGCAGCCCACAACACCUCCUCAACUGGCAGAGCGGGUCAUUCAAUGAUAGCUGUUUCCUCAGCAGUCCUCUGUGUUCAGAGCUGGCAGAUGUCCAGUGGUACGGACAUGACAAGGCCAAACCUGGAACCCUGGUCUGAGCUACUGACCACCACCCAACACCCACUGACCCUCAACACUGAUCCUUACUGACACAACAUCCAACAUCUCAACUGACCCUUACAGCCCCCACCAACCUCUCCUCCAGUGCUGACUAGACUGGCCUUAUAUUGGACAGGAAACCCUCAUCCAUUCUUCCCUUCAUCCAUCUUUCCCUUUAUCAGUUUCUGUGCAUAUCGGGCUUGGCUGAGCUGGGGGUUCUAGGACGGUCACGACCAACUGGGCUGGACUAUUGCUGUGGAACAGCCAACCUUAGCCUCUGAACGAUCCUGAACUCUGAGUGUGAACUCUGACCUUUAAUCCCUGACCCUGAGUCUGCUCCAGUCUCAGCUCCAGGAUAACCAGGAAUGGGCAAGGGGGGAGGAGGGGUAAGAGCACACACACAACAACCCCAGCCCAGACUACACUCAGCCCACCUGGCCCUGACUCAUAUCUACCCCUGACCCCAGUGUGCUGCCAGCCAAUCAGAGGACACCUGAAGGAUUAAAGCUCUUCCCAUGUGUUUUGGCUCAUGUUCUGGACCUGUGUGUGUGUACGCUGGAUCUGCUAGGUUCAUUUCAUUUCAUUUUUGAUGUUUUGGUUUAUUUCUCUCUGUAUCGUUUUAUACAACAACAACAAAAAAUGCUGGAGAGAGACUAUUCACCCCUCGUUAAGAAAACCUUCAGAAUACUUUUCACUCUUUAGGAAAACUGCAGAUUGGAUUAUUGGAGAAUUCUAGAUUUUCUGAAAGACAAAAAUACAAACAUUCCCAAAAAUCCUAAUCCCAAUCCCAACUCCUAUCCCACAACCAAAGAUCCAUCUGACUGACCAAUGGCACCAGUCCCAUGGACACACUGGGGAAAAUGGUUUAUCAUACUGGGAGUUACACCCCACCAUACUGGGAGUCCUCAAAGGAACUGAAAGUGGUCAAUUCUACUGGGAACCUGCUCAGCACGUCUACUGGAAUGUCAGUCAUCUGAACUGUACAACUGCCAGCCACACUGAUCAACUAGUUUCUUGUACUGGGAUGAUCCACACUUCUACUGAGCAGUGAGCUCCUGGACUGGGAUGUUUUGCCACUAUACUGGGGGAUUGUGCUCAGCUGUAUUGGGAGACUAUGAACAGACUGGGGCCCCUGCACAGCCAGACCAGAGAUAGACAGGGACAGACUGUUAGCCACAGGCCACAGACACUUAUUCAAGGUUUGGGACCUGAAGGGCCAAGCCACAAUAUGCAAGGAAUCUCUCACUGAAAGCCAAUGUCUUGAGUUUGUGAUGGGUGAAACUGUAGCUAUAUGUGUAGCAGUUUUGGGGUGAAAUGGAGUUAAGACCACAUAUAGUUUUGGGUGUUUAUUUCCAAUCAUAUCUGCAGGCUUUCGGUGGUCUAUUUCAUCUGGCUCCACCCCUUCGUUUGACUUCCUGGUGAGAGGUAAAAGCUGACUGGAUGUUUAGGACUCCCACUCCCAGUCCUCUCUCUCUCUGGUUAUGGCUGUAUGCUGCGGAGCUGAUCAAUCACACUGCUGUAGCGAAGGGCACAACCCUCCCGCACAGUCGAGCUGCGCAGAUGAUGAGAUUGGUGAGAUGUUAAACACUUCUCCAGGCAUUGUGAUAUCUGACUGUGCGCAUUCCUCUGUUAAAAAACGGGAAGCAACCCAUGUUUAAGGACCAGUCUAUCUCUGUGUGACGUCGAUCUGUCUGUCUGUCCAACUUCACGAUUGGUCAUUGUCUCAGACACCAGGGUAGUAUAUUUGAGGGUAAACAUUUAGAUCAGGCAUGAGGCCUGUAAACUCCAGAGGUACUCGUUUGUACAGGUCACUAUCUCAGGCUAUACUCUCUCUGCCUAACGUCUCUCCUAUCACCAGUCAGAACACACACAUCUUGUUUCUGGACACACACACACACUUUUCUCAUCAGUGCCAUCUAUGUUGGUGCUUAAAGUCUGUACUGUAACCCAGCACUGAAAACAGCCACUCACUAAAACUACAAACCAUAUAACUACAAAUCCCACAGGGCCCAGUUCCUAGUCUAGCGGAGGAAGUGGCCGUGUUCGAGAGCAUCAAAACUAUGAUAUAUCAUGGGUAAAUUCUGUCUGACUGACUGAUCUACAAAUAAUAAUAAGUUGUUAUUUAUGACGCAAGGUGAUUUGUAGAUCAGUCAGUUGGCAGUCGCCUGCACUGUCGGCUGCAAUGUCAAACAAGCCCAGUGUGUGCUAUAUAGAGAACCUGCAUCCCAGAGCCAAAAGAACACCAGGGAGAGGUCUAUACACCAGUCAGAGAGCUGGAUCUGCUAUGUAGGGUUUUGACUAUUGUAACUGUGUCAAGUAUUCAAUCUAAGUGUUGUUACCAGAGCACAACAUACACAGUUACACACUAUGUAUGAAGACUAUAGACCUACUAUAUACAGAACCAGUUUUCAUCUAGUUCUCCUCCUGUCUUUUUGAUACAUAACGGGAUUAAGAACAUCUGCAUAACAACACAUUAAUGAUGUAAGAGUAAAUCCAGACUUGAUAUAAGAGUAACACACAUAUCUAGAAUAUAAAAAAUGUAUCCCCGGCACCAAACAGGAUGUAUAUAUCAUUGUGCUUUUAUUGUGCCCCGUUCAAGACAACUGGGAACUCGGAAAUCUCCGACGUCAGACUUCAGUGAGUUCAAGACAACUGGGAACUCGGGAAAAAACGAGCUCCAACUGGGAAAAAUGGUUUUGAACGGUCAUCCAAGUCGGAAACUCGGGGAUCAUCCUAAAGCUCCGACUUCUCCAACCUGAAGAUCACUGAUGUCACGAUUUGACCUUGUUUUAUUCUGAGUUCCCAGUUGUCUUGAAAGUACCAUUACUGUGUAGAUAAUGUCAUCAAUGAAAUGUUGAACUUUGACCUUGGUUUAGUAAUGGAGGCCAUCACCGUAUCCCGCGGUAACACGGCUGUGACACAAAGAGAACAUGUAGAUUCCAUAUACCUCUCGCUUACAUAGACCAACUCUUGUCACAAACAAAUUCUAAAACAGGUAUUUUAAAGCACACAUUCUGGUGUUCUACUGUGGAAAAGAAGCCUCUGCCCAACAUUGUUGUAAUGCUGUAUGUGUGGACAGUGUACAAAAUCUCAAACAAAGCAAAGAAUUGCAGUCCCUCUCUCACGUCUGCCUGUGCUUUGUAAAGGCUUAUAUCCUCCCUUGAAGCUAAAAACAUUGUGUAAAGGUUGCACAAAAAUCUGACCCCGUCAAAUUAGUUGAACUUGUACCAAGCGGCAUGGUGGACUAAAUUUCCUUCAGUUUGAAGUUUCACGGACACCUCUCCAACCCUGCCACACUGCAAGGUCCUGUUAAAAAUGCUGUGUUUCUUAUUAACUUUGACCUCUCCUGUUGUUCACUUCUAGAACCACUGGGGAACUGCAGUCUGCCAUCAGCUAGGCUAAGGCUCAUUAGCCUAUUUAUUUCCCAUGGAUGAGACACCUCUGCUAGCUCACACCAUUCCAUGCAUGCUCAAAAAACAAAAAUAUCACCCCUCUCCACUCACCUUUUCCUCCUAGACAGAGAAGCAUUCCUGUAUCCAUGACAACACUCCCCAACCCCAAGUUUGACUUUUGACUCCUGACCCCUCUGACCUUUGAACCCAAUGUGGUGAUGAUGUGUGCUGUACCCUCCUCUAUAGGCCCCCUAUGCCCAUACUGUCUGUACUCCAUUGAAACAUAAACAUUUUUAUAGUUUAAGAAAAUUAACUCUUUUAUCAACCUCUUUCCUGUACGUACUCUACGGAGGGGCACUGUAAGCCUAAGUGGGGUUUUUAACAUUCACUGUAAGCCUAAGUGAGGUUUUUAACAUAACCAUGUUCCUUUUCAUAUGAACCAGUAUUAGUUGUUUCUUUGGUUUAUGUUUCUAAGUUCUGACAUAGUAAGAAUCAUUUCAGGUGCUACAUGAUGACCAGUUACUGCUUUGUCACAUAGGAUAUAGACUCUCCUCAUUGUUGUCAAUAGUUUUAAUACCAGUUGUGCGGAGCAAAGACCAUCCCUUUAGGCAGCAGUUCAGUAGGACACCCCUCCACCAGACCAUAGAGCAUGUAACAUGAUUUUAUUGGUUCUCUUCAACUGUAACCUGACAAAAAAAAGGUGUUGUAGAAAAAAAACAAUGUGGAAUUGACAAAAAAAAAUACUGAAUUCCACAGUUAAUUUAUUCUUUUUUCUAUUAAGAAUUUGUAUAGGAACUUUACAUUUUUCAAAAUCGUGUUGUUGGCAACUGAUAAUGAAUUUUCCAGAUGAGAAGACUUGGUGGUUCUUGAGAUUAUAAAAAUAAAUUAUUGCUGAAUGUUCUCAA
This is a messenger RNA of Coregonus clupeaformis (lake whitefish), 8473 nucleotides long. Its product is annotated as FERM domain-containing protein 4A. Gene Ontology annotation, biological process: establishment of epithelial cell polarity. NCBI's taxonomy places the organism in Eukaryota, Metazoa, Chordata, Actinopteri, Salmoniformes, Salmonidae. The transcript is spliced from 24 exons. Bases 924 to 4175 code for a protein of 1083 amino acids. The record is from RefSeq and is a predicted model, not a curated record. Gene Ontology annotation, cellular component: cytoskeleton; bicellular tight junction; adherens junction.